This is a messenger RNA of Tripterygium wilfordii, 4199 nucleotides long. RefSeq names its product DExH-box ATP-dependent RNA helicase DExH3. Gene Ontology annotation, cellular component: nucleus; intracellular anatomical structure. The transcript is spliced from 19 exons. NCBI's taxonomy places the organism in Eukaryota, Viridiplantae, Streptophyta, Magnoliopsida, Celastrales, Celastraceae. Gene Ontology annotation, molecular function: RNA binding; ATP binding. The coding region runs from base 1 to 3489 and encodes 1162 amino acids. The record is from RefSeq and is a predicted model, not a curated record.
AUGCGAAAUUCCAAGCUGAGAGGUGUUCUUCUGGCAUGUGCCAAGUCCGUUCACACUCUUUCGUACAGUAACAACAGCAAGAACCUUAUUCUUCUUCUUCCUUCGAAACGACGGCGGACCACUCCUAUCUGUAACCUUCUGCUGCUACUCUCCAAUUCAUCAGUAUAUGGUAAUGGCGGGAUUUUAGCUCCCGAAGCGCGAAAUUUCAGUGGCUAUGCGGUCGAGCAGUUCUCUGACGAUGAGUACGAGUGCGAUUUCGAGGGCAAUACGGCAUCAUCUUCAGUUGCUAACAUUGACGAAUGGAAAUGGAAACUCAGCAUGCUACUACGCAAUGAAAAUGAGCAAGAGAUUGUGUCUAGAGAUAAAAGAGAUAGGAGAGACUAUGAGCAAAUAUCAAACCUUGCAAGGAGAAUGGGGCUAUAUAGUGAAAUGUAUGGAAAAGUGGUGGUUGCAAGCAAGGUUCCUCUUCCUAACUAUAGGCCAGAUUUGGACGAUAAACGGCCACAAAGGGAGGUGGUUAUCCCAUUAAGCUUGCAAAGGAGGGUGGAAAGUUUAUUGCAAGAACACCUUGAUAGACUUCAGUUAAGUUCUGGAAGUGUCAAAGACAACUCAAAUGUUUCCAAGUCCAUUGACCAGGUUGAAGAUUUGAAUACAGAGGAGAAUCCCGAUUCUUUUCCUGAUCGAUCAGUCAUGGAAAAGGUUCUUCAGAGGAAGAGUUUGAGAAUGCGUAAUAUGCAAAGGGCUUGGCAGGAAUCACCUGAAGGCAGGAGGAUGUUGGACUUCCGGAAAUCUUUGCCUUCAUUUAAGGAAAAGGAACGACUGCUUCAAGCAAUAGCACAUAAUCAGGUAAUAGUAAUAUCUGGGGAGACUGGAUGUGGUAAAACCACUCAACUUCCGCAGUAUAUUUUAGAAUCUGAAAUAGAAUCUGGUCGUGGAGCUUUCUGCAGCAUAAUUUGCACUCAGCCUCGAAGGAUAUCUGCUAUGUCUGUUUCUGAAAGAGUGUCUGCAGAGAGAGGAGAGCCUCUUGGUGAAACAGUUGGCUAUAAAGUUCGAUUAGAAGGUAUGAAAGGAAAAAAUACCCAUCUGCUUUUUUGUACGAGUGGUAUUUUACUUCGGCGGCUGCUAAGUGACCGCAACUUGGAUGGCAUAACCCAUGUUUUUGUUGAUGAAAUUCAUGAGCGAGGCAUGAAUGAAGACUUCCUGUUAAUUGUGUUGAAGGAUCUGCUUCCACGGCGUCGCGAUUUGAGAUUAAUAUUAAUGAGUGCAACUCUGAAUGCUGAAUUGUUUUCUAAGUUCUAUGGUGGAGCACCGACAAUUCACAUUCCAGGCUUUACAUAUCCUGUAAGAGAACACUAUUUAGAAGACGUACUGGAAAUGACUGGAUAUAAGUUGACUUCUUUUAACCAAAUUGAUGAUUAUGGCCAAGAGAAAUUGUGGAAAACACAAAAACAGCUGGUGCCACGGAAGAAGAAAAAUCAGAUAACUACUCUUGUUGAGGAUGCCCUCAAUAACUCUAGCUUUGGAAACUAUAGCUCCAGGGCAUGUGAUUCGCUGGCUUGCUGGGUGCCUGACAGUAUAGGAUUUAAUCUUAUUGAGGCAAUUCUAUGCCAUAUAUGUCGAAAAGAACGACCAGGGGCUGUGUUAGUAUUCAUGACUGGCUGGGAGGACAUUAGCUGUUUGAGGGAUCAACUUAAAGCUCAUCCGCUUUUAGGAGAUCCAAACAGGGUUCUAGUUUUAACAUGCCAUGGUUCUAUGGCAACAUCUGAACAGAAACUCAUAUUUGAGAGACCCCUUGCUAACAUCCGUAAAAUAGUUCUGGCUACAAAUAUGGCAGAGGCAAGUAUUACAAUUAAUGACGUUGUUUUCGUUGUUGAUUGUGGAAAAGCAAAAGAAACCACCUAUGAUGCUUUGAACAAUACUCCUUGUCUGCUACCUUCUUGGAUAUCUCAAGCAUCUGCUCGGCAAAGAAGGGGCAGGGCUGGCCGUGUGCAGCCAGGCGAAUGUUACCAUCUAUAUCCAAAAUGUGUUUAUGAAGCUUUCGCUGAAUAUCAACUUCCUGAACUGUUACGGACUCCCUUGAAUUCUCUUUGCUUGCAAAUCAAAAGCUUGCAGGUUGGGAGUAUAGGAGAAUUCUUGUCAGCUGCCCUGCAGCCACCAGAACCCUUGGCUGUUCAAAAUGCUAUUGAUUUCUUGAAAAUGAUUGGGGCACUGGAUGAGAGAGAGAAUUUGACAAAUCUUGGAAAAUAUUUGUCAAUGCUUCCAGUAGAUCCCAAGCUGGGAAAAAUGUUGGUCAUGGGUGCAAUUUUCCGCUGCUUUGAUCCUGUCUUAACUGUAGUAUCUGGGCUUAGUGUCAGGGAUCCUUUCCUUUUGCCUCAAGACAAAAAGGAUUUGGCAGGGACAGCGAAAUCCAGAUUCUCUGCAAAAGACUACAGUGAUCACAUGGCUCUUGUUCGUGCUUACGAAGGAUGGAAAGAUGCAGAGAGGGAAGGUUCAGCAUAUGAGUAUUGCUGGAGAAAUUUCCUCUCUGCACAAACGCUUCAGGCCAUCCAUUCUCUUCGGAAGCAGUUCAGUUUCAUCUUAAGAGAUACUGGCCUUUUAGAUGCUGAUGCAGGAGCCAACAACAGAUUAAGUAAUAACCAGUCAUUGGUGCGUGCAAUCAUAUGUUGUGGGCUCUUUCCUGGCAUAGCUUCUGUUGUGCACAGGGAGACGUCCAUGUCUUUCAAAACUAUGGAUGAUGGCCAAGUUCUAUUAUAUGCAAAUUCUGUGAAUGCACGCUAUCAGUCAAUCCCUUACCCAUGGCUGAUUUUUGGUGAAAAAGUAAAGGUCAAUACAGUUUUCAUUCGCGAUUCCACUGGUGUAUCUGAUUCAAUAAUGAUCCUUUUUGGUGGUGCACUGUGCCAUGGGGUACAGCCUGGACAUUUGAAAAUGUUGGGAGGGUAUGUUGAUUUCUUCAUGGAUCCAAUUUUAGCGGAUUGCUAUUUGAAGGUUAAGGAAGAACUCGAUAAGCUUCUUCAGAAGAAGCUUCAAGAUCCGAGCCUCGACAUUUUCAAGGAGGGAAAGUACCUUAUGCUGGCCGUUCAGGAGCUGGUAUCAGGAGAUCAAUGUGAAGGAAGAUUUGUUUUUGGCCGUGAAAGCAAGAAGCCCAAGGUGUCUAGUGAAGACAGAUUUACAAAGGAUGGAACAAAUCCAAAGAGCUUGCUACAAACUCUGUUGAUGAGAGCAGGUCAUUCCCCACCAAAAUACAAAACAAAGCACCUUAAGACAAAUGAGUUUAGGGCGCUGGUUGAAUUCAAGGGAAUGCAGUUUGUGGGGAAACCCAAAAGAAACAAGCAGCUAGCAGAAAAGGAUGCUGCCAUAGAGGCAUUGGCCUGGUUGACACACACUUCUGACAAUGUCAGAGACGAAAAUGAUGACUCCCCACCUGAUGUUACAAACAAUAUGCUAAAACUUCUAGGGAAGCGUCGAAGAUCAAAGGGUCGCCCUGGUUGAGACAGGGCUCUAUGGUCACUUGUUGGUGGACCCCACUCUGCAUGUUGAUUAAUUUGCAGAAAAGAUAGAAAAGGGUGCUGGGGGAACAAUUGAGUCAUUUUUGUGGCUUGUCAUGCAAUAUGAGUUUGCAUUUUUGCAGUGUUGGCCAGGAACAUGGAAAUAUACAGCUAACCCAGAUGUUGAAAGAAUGGUAGGACUCUCAGCCCUCAGGCGGCCAUGGGUGCAUGAUACCAAGACAGAGGAACUUGAAAAGUUUGUAGAGCUCAAGGUUAUCUUUUAACUUUUUGUAAAAGUUUUGUAAAGCAGUUGGCACAUUCAUUUAGAGGCAUCAUCUAUAGGCAAAUAAGUUAUAGGAAUCUGUAUGAUUGUUUCCUAUCAUGUUGCACUAUCUGAUUAUAGGGGUGACUGGGUGAGAAAUGCUUGGAGGACUUUAACGUGAUUUGAGAGUGAUGCUAAGCUAGUCACUGAUGCUAUCAAUGGAGGUCCUCUUCACUUUGGUGAUCCAUUGCUAUUUUCCUUGAUUCCAAAAGGUCUAAGCAAAUGACAUAUUUGGAGAAGCUAAUGGUUGGGUGCACCAACUAGCUUCCUGGGGUUCUCGCCAUGUCAUCUCCUCUCAUUCUUGUUAUAUUUUCUGCACUACAAUUGUUCUUGAAAUAUCUGAAAUUGUCGCCUCUGUUCUGAUGUACUAAUCAGUUUGGGUGGAUUGUGCU